AUUUUGAGGAAGACAGGAUGAAUGAAUUCAUACCAUCAGAUUCUGAUGAAACCUCACUGAGUUUAAGUUCAGAUGAUUAUCCUAAGAAAAAAAAGUUCAAAGGGAAAAAAAGAACUAGCUCAGGUGGACAUGAGGAUGCAGAAGUAAUUAAAGUAUGGAAUUCAAGAUCCAGAGGUGGUGGUGAAGGGCAUAAGGAUGAGCUGGCCAGCAUUUCAUCUGUGAUGGUAAAAAAAGAAAAAAGAAGAACAACAUACUUUUCAAAUCCAGGCAGCACUUCUCCAAGGUGGUACAAAGAUUUUAUUACGGAUUCUGAUGCUAAAGUGUUGGAACAUUCUGGAAAAAUGGUACUUCUUUUUGAAAUUCUUAAAAUGGCCGAGGAACUUGGGGAUAAAGUGCUGGUGUUUAGCCAAUCUCUCAUAUCUCUGGACUUGAUUGAAGAUUUUCUUGAAUUGGGAAAUAAGGAAAUAUCAGAUGAUAAAGACAAGCCUCGAAUUUAUAAAGGUGAAGGAAAAUGGUUUCGAAACAUUGAUUAUUAUCGUUUGGAUGGUUCUACAAGUGCACAGGCAAGAAAGAAAUGGGCUAAAGAGUUUAAUGAUGAAACUAAUGUGAGGGGCCGCCUCUUCAUUAUUUCCAGCAAAGCAGGUUCAGUUGGCAUUAAUCUGGUAGCUGCUAAUCGAGUAAUCAUCUUUGAUGCCUCUUGGAAUCCGUCCUAUGAUAUUCAGAGCAUAUUCAGGGUUUAUCGCUUUGGUCAAAAUAAACCAGUCUUUGUAUACAGGUUUUUAGCUCAGGGAACUAUGGAAGAUAAGAUCUAUGAACGUCAAGUAACCAAGCAAUCACUCUCUUUUCGAGUAAUUGAUCAACAGCAAGUUGAACGCCAUUUUACUUUGAAUGAACUGACUGAACUUUAUGCAUUUGAGCCAGACUUACUAGAUGAUCCUAAUUCAGAAAAGAAGAAAAAGAAGGACGCUCCUAUGCUGCCAAAAGACACAAUCCUUGCAGAAUUGCUUCGAAUACAUAAAGCAUAUGUCAUAGGAUAUCACGAACAUGAUUCUCUUUUGGACCAUAAAGAAGAAGAAGAACUGACUGAGGAGGAAAGAAAAGCAGCAUGGGCAGAAUAUGAAGCAGAAAAUAAUGUUGAGUCACUUAAUUCCUUUAUGGGCCUGACUCUGCGUUUCACUUUGCCUACUGUCACUUUCAGCUCUGAGCCUCCAUUUAUUCCUUUGGAUAUGGAAGCCCUCUCAUCCAUGAGCCAUCAACAGCUGGAAUGGAAAGAAAAUACACAAAUGACAGAAGCUCAAGUUUAUUCCUUGGCAUUAAGUAAGCAAGCCGGCCAGGAACGAGAUGCUAAACAGAGAAGCCAUCCACAAUGAUGUAUCAAUAAGACAGCAAAUGUUUAUAAGCUGUGCCCAGCGGAUACAAAUGGAUAGAAAGCUACUACAAUGAUAUAGUUAAGAAAUAUUAAAUCAAGAAGAAGCUUCAACUCAUCGCCUUCAGCUACCAGCACCUCCAAAUCUAGUCAUAAAUUCUUCUGCUUACAAGCAUAUUGAUGUGAAAGGAAUGUAUCAGCCAGUUGUUCAUGGUAUGGAACCCCAACUAAAAAGAAGCAAGAAUCCAAAAGCCUCUCAGAGGAAAUCAAUGCAAUUUUCCUUUAAAAUGUUGAAUGUGUUAUAAAAUUGACACUAGCUUAAUGGAAAUCAUAUGUCUUAAUUCUUUGUUCCCUAUAAAUGUCAUGCUCUAUAUUCUAUUUAGAUUUUUUGUAAUUCACUUUAUUUGGAAAUUUGAGAUUAAUAUUGGCUACAUUUUUGUUGUAUAUGCUAAAUUGAGAAGAGAUUUCAAAUACUUUUCAUUGAAAACUUAUUCAAGAAUAAUAACACAGCAUCUAUACUAUUUCCUCUAAAUUUUGUCAACUGUUUAUUUUCACUAUGAAACCACCCUGAAAACAAUCAAAUUAGUAAAAAAAAAAGUUUCUGUAUUUAUGUUUAUCAUAUCUAAUGUAAGCUGAUAAUAACAGAUAAUUUUGUUUUCUAAUAGUUCUUGAAAUUAAAAAGGAAGAAGUAAUUUCAUGUUGAUUUACCUCAAAUCAUAACUGAUGUUUGACUAAGUUGCAUACAUAGAUGAGAAAUUUAGGAAUGAUUAAUCAUCUUGAAGUGGUUUGCAAUUUUCUUCCACAGCCACCUUUAAGUUAAAUUUUAAAAGUUUACUCUCAGUUAAUUGAUUCCUUAUUUUUUGCAUGAUCCUGUGGUGCAGGAUUUGACCACAAAUUGAAAGUUUUAAAGUAUUUGAAGUAGUUAAAAAGUAUUUAAAGUAUUCAAAGCAAGGUUUGUUUCCUCAUUACAGUUUUUUAUCUUCUAUUUCUCCCCUCCAAAGUAUUUAAUUUAAAAUGUUAGUAUUAAAAUUUCUUCUUUUGAAUAUCUUUCAUAAAUACCUCUCAAUUUUUCUUGUGAUAAUUUUUGUUGUUUUUUUAUUGGUUAAUGAAGUGAAGAUUAUUAGCAUAUAAAAAAGUUCAACAGAAAAAAAUACAAGACAAUUAAAUGAUCCUAUUUGUUGAAAUGAGUUUUCAAAUUUUAAGCUUUUUUUGAGGUUGAGGUUUAACACAUAAGAAAUGUUAAAUUAAUUGGAAAUGUGAAAGAAUGAAGCAAGAAUUGAAAACUUUAGAUAAUCUGUCUUCCCCUCCCAAAGUGUUAGAGAAUAUAUGAAUUGAAUAAAACUUCCAACUUUACUGAAAACUUGCAGGAAAACCUAUUAUAUUUGUUUGAGAUGCCACUUAUAUUUGUUUUAUAUGUUAUCUGGUUAUAGGGGCCUUAAAAGACUGAUUGCUUGUUAAACACACUUUAAAUGAUUUGUUUAUUUUAAAGCCAUUAAUCAUAGUUUUUCUUUUAUGUGUUUUAAUUCAAUUAUGUAGUAAAACUUUAGUCUGUCAUGCAAAAACUCAUAUACCUUUGAAAAAUUAAGCUUCAUUUCUGUUAGAUAUUUUUUUAAAUUCCCUACAAAACUUUAAGUGCUUUAGGAAUUAUUUCACUUCUCAGUUUUUUCAAAUAUACAUAAGAACUAGAAUUGCAUGUCUGUGUGUGGGAUAGAGACCACCUACCCAAAAUAAAAUUCAGAGGUUUCUCUCGGUAGAAACAGAAGUUUUAUUCUUGCAAGUCUCGC
This is a messenger RNA of Phascolarctos cinereus (koala), 3150 nucleotides long. The record is from RefSeq and is a predicted model, not a curated record. NCBI's taxonomy places the organism in Eukaryota, Metazoa, Chordata, Mammalia, Diprotodontia, Phascolarctidae.